Molecule: messenger RNA, 2893 nt
Organism: Xyrauchen texanus (razorback sucker)
Lineage: Eukaryota; Metazoa; Chordata; Actinopteri; Cypriniformes; Catostomidae
Product: voltage-dependent anion-selective channel protein 2-like
Exons: 9
Coding region: 129-980 (283 amino acids)
Biological process (GO): monoatomic anion transmembrane transport
Cellular component (GO): mitochondrial outer membrane
Molecular function (GO): voltage-gated monoatomic anion channel activity
Source: RefSeq, a predicted model, not a curated record
GCUCUCCGCAAUGAUAAAAAAACGCUGGGAUUUUAUUAUAGAAGAUCUCUGGUUAGCAUUAGCGUUUAUCUCUCGCAGGUGACCCGUAGUUCUAAUGUGACCCGAACUGAAACACAUCAUCAGAUACAAUGGUUACUCCUCCAGCAUAUGAAGACCUUGGAAAGGCUGCAAAGGAUGUUUUCAAUAAGGGCUAUGGUUUUGGAAUGGUGAAAAUCGACAUCAAAACCAAGUCUGCAAAUGGAGUGGAGUUCAGGACAUGUGGCUCAUCGAACAUGGACACAAACAAGGUCGGUGGGAACCUGGAGACCAAGUACAAGUGGGCCGAAUACGGACUAACCUUCACUGAGAAGUGGAACACAGACAACACGCUCGGGACGGAGAUCACUGUGGAAGACCAGCUGACUAAAGGAAUGAAGACGACCUUUGACACAACCUUCUCGCCAAACUCUGGAAAGAAGAGUGGCAAGGUGAAGACGGCCUAUAAGCGUGAAUAUCUAAACGUGGGCUGUGAUGUGGAUUUUGACUUUGCCGGUCCUGCGAUUCACGGAGCCGCUGUGGUGGGAUACGAGGGCUGGCUCGCCGGCUACCAGAUGACCUUUGACUCGGCCAAGUCUAAAAUGACCCGCAGCAACUUUGCAAUCGGAUACACAACCGAAGAUUUCCAACUGCACACCAAUGUAAAUGAUGGCACAGAGUUUGGCGGCUCUAUUCAUCAGAAAGUGAAUGAUAAUUUGGAGACAGCAGUGAAUCUGGCCUGGACCACCGGCAAUAACAGUACACGCUUCGGCAUCGCCGCCAAAUACAUGCUGGACUCGAACACGUCUAUUAGUGCUAAAGUGAAUAAUUCCAGCCUGGUUGGAGUUGGCUACACUCAGACAUUAAGACCCGGAGCGAAGCUGACUCUAUCGGCUCUGGUGGAUGGAAAGAGCAUCAACAAUGGAGGACAUAAACUGGGUCUGGGACUCGAGCUGGAGGCGUAACGACCAAAACACCCCAUCCCGUUCGCCAGCAGAGAAGGGAAUCUUUGUCUCUGCCGUUGUGUAUUUCUGGCUCAUGAUGAAACAUCUGGAUAGUGAAGAGAGAUUUCUAAACAUGCAUCUGUUUGCUGAUAGAUCACAGUCGCUUCUUGUGUUGAACCCAAACCCAAACCGAAAGACGAUGAGUGUUUAAAGGUAUAGUUUAUUUACUCACCCUCAUGUCAUUCCAAAGCUGCUUUCUAUGCAUUGACUGUUUAUAGUGGCCACAACUGUUAAGCAGCAUAAAUAUUUCAAGCGUUUUGUAAUCUAAAAGCCACUUUAUUCUCCACCACCACAGCACUCAAAUCUACAGAUCCCCUUUUAUGAAAUAGUUUUGUGUUCCCUUGCAAUGUCUUUAUCUAUCCCUUACAACAAGGCAUAGCCAUGGCAACCUAUUUUAUCCAUGAUAUACGUAAUAAAGCCAUAGUAACAAUAGUGGGAAUACGAAAAUCAUAAUAAUUCUGCCAAAAAACUAAACAAAAGCAUGGUAACUAAAGUUUUACUACAGUAACACCUUGGUUCAUUUGUGGUACAAGUACGGCAUUGUAUGGAUUUACUAUAAUAGAGCUGCGGUAACUAUGUAAACAUUUUAUUUGUAUUUUUUUUUAAAUCAUAGUAUGCACAAAUUAAGCACGGUCUUACUGUAGUAAAAGGAUGGAUUAAGGGAUUGCGAGGGAAUGCAAAACAAUUUCAGAAAUUCCCUCCCGGUUUUAAACUGGGAAAAAUAUCAGGGAAUAAUAGUGCAAUUUUCUAUAUUGUAUUUUUAAGUAAAAAAGCGAACUUUUGACCAUAUUAUAGUUUAAUUUUGAUUUCUGAAAACUGGUCGAAAAUGACGCGGUUAAUCAUGAUUGCUUUAUUUUUUUGAGCCACAGUUUUAUUCAAAUCUGCAUUUAGUUUUGUGCAAAAUUAUUUAAAAAAAUAAUAAUAUUGAAAACAUGCAUAAUUCAGUGAGAUUACUUGAGUUUUAUCUUUAGUUUCUGCUCGAAACUGUAAUCGGAACAGUAUUUAUUGUGAAACUGCUAUAAAAAUACCUUUUGAAUUGAAUUUGAAAUGUUUCUCUUCAGGUUUUUACAUCUAAUUUUACCGUGAUAUUUAAAAAUCGCCAUCAGCUUCAUACAAAGUAAAUAUGUUUUCAGAUAUUUUAAUAUUUGACGAGUUUCUUUUUAUCUUUAGUGCAAUAACAAUACGUUUGAAAGCAUGCUGUGUUUAUAUCAUCAUUUCAUUAUUUUUCUCACACAGUAUAAUCAGGAAUUUACUCAUUAAAAUGAAUAGCUUGCUUAAAAUUUUAGGAAGGGCAUCCUUGAGGCCGAAACCCCUGUUUUAACGGGUUCCGUAAAAGUCUAAUUCGCAAUUGCGUUCAGAUUUAAAAAUGCCCAUUGAAGUCCUGCGGCUUUCGUGAUAUUAGUUUUCACGUUCAGUUAUCUUUAUUUACUGUUUUUACUGUAAUUACUGGUGCUGUAAAAAGGUGCAUAACUAUUGAACAAUUCUGCUCUUGUGUUCCAAAGCAGGUUUGGAACGACAUGAAGGUGCGUAAAUAAUGAUGGAAUUUAUUUUUAAAUGUCUAAAGAUUCCAUCAAUAUUGUUUUGAUUGUAUAGUCAAUCUUCUCCUGCUUUAGAGAUUAAUCUGCAAUUUUAUACCCACUGCUGUUAGUGAUGUUCAAACGUCUGGAUCUGCUGUAGGUAGUCGGUUUGUUGUUCAUAGCCAAAAGUUGUUGAGCCGGGGGCGGGGUCACCAAACUAGAUUGCGCAGCCUUAAAGCCCAGGGCACCCCCGGGCAGUCAAGGGCCCCUGGGCACUGGCCCCGGUUGGUAAUCCGUCCCUGACGUAAACCAUGCAAGAACCCUUGUGUAUGUCGACCUUUGCAAUAAAGUCUUUAA